Messenger RNA from Aspergillus fijiensis CBS 313.89, 4290 nucleotides. RefSeq lists its product as uncharacterized. The record is from RefSeq and is a predicted model, not a curated record. The transcript is spliced from 6 exons. Gene Ontology annotation, molecular function: ATP binding; ABC-type transporter activity; ATP hydrolysis activity. Gene Ontology annotation, biological process: peroxisome organization; very long-chain fatty acid catabolic process; long-chain fatty acid import into peroxisome. Bases 1 to 4290 code for a protein of 1429 amino acids. NCBI's taxonomy places the organism in Eukaryota, Fungi, Ascomycota, Eurotiomycetes, Eurotiales, Aspergillaceae. Gene Ontology annotation, cellular component: peroxisomal membrane.
AUGGCCGCUCAAUCGACGCUCCAGCAUCGGGAGGAUCCUCUCGUGGUAUUGUACCACUACUAUGUCAACCUCACUCGUGCCCGGAUAAAGCGCUCUUCGAAAGCGGCCAAAACCGUCGCCACUAUCGCUUUAAUCCUCUCGAUCUUGGGAACUGGAUACGGAGGCUAUAAAUGGUUUCGCGAGAGGUCGCAGGAGCAUGCACAGGGCAGGCGGUUACUACGCCGGAACUCUGGGAUCAGAGGGAAGGAUGGAACCCGGACCAUAUACGUACCCUACAAGGGAUCCAUGACCUCGAAGGUCAAGAUCUACCCAACCAAACCCACGACGUUUGAUGCGCACCGGCGACUGUUUCUAAACCCUCCUGCUGCCGCCCGCGUCGGGGACGGCGCGUCCAGUAACCAGACCCCACCGCCGAUGACGAAGCCAGGCCUGAACCUCGCUUUCCUGCAUCAGUUCCUCAGCCUGGGGAGCAUCAUGGUGCCCCGAUGGAGCAGUAAGGAGACGGGUCUUCUGAUGGGUCAUGGCGUUUUCCUGCUCCUACGGACGUAUCUCUCUCUCUUGAUUGCACGCCUUGAUGGCGAGAUCGUGCGAGACCUGGUCGCCGGUAAGGGCCGGGCCUUUGCCUGGGGCAUCGUGAAGUGGUGUGGCAUUGGAACACUUGCAUCAUACACCAACGCCAUGAUCAAGUUCCUCCAGUCAAAAGUGUCUAUCGCGUUCCGGACCCGCUUGACGCGGUACAUCCAUGAUCUCUACCUUACCAACGACAAUAACUACUACAAACUGAUGAACCUGGACGGCAGCAUCGGCCAAGGGGCGGACCAGUUCAUCACGCAAGACCUCACCCAGUUCUGCACUGCAGCGGCAUCGCUUUAUUCCUCGAUGGGCAAGCCGUUGGUAGACUUGUUCGUCUUCAAUUACCAGCUGUAUCGCUCCUUAGGACCGUUGGCUCUGACUGGAAUCCUCACUGGGUAUUUCAGUACGGCGGCAGUCCUUCGGAGACUCUCGCCUCCUUUCGGCAAAUUGAAAGCGGUCGAAGGGAAGAAAGAGGGUGACUUCCGUAGCUUGCAUUCCCGACUCCUCGCGAACGCGGAGGAGAUCUCGUUCUAUGGGGGCGCAGACAUCGAACGCGUGUUUCUGGCAAGAAGCUUCAAAGACCUCCAGCGGUGGAUGGAGGGGAUUUACAGUCUGAAGAUCCGGUACAACAUGCUCGAAGAUGUUAUCCUGAAGUAUGCUUGGUCUGCAUUCGGUUAUCUCGUUACGUCCCUGCCGAUCUUCCUACCUGCGUGGGGCGGAUCGGGCGGCGCCCUGGAGUUGCUCGAUUUACCGGAAGGCACCGGUCGUGAGCGCGACCGCAUGAGAGAGUUCAUCACGAACAAACGCUUGAUGCUGUCAUUAGCGGACGCGGGCGGCCGUAUGAUGUAUAGCAUCAAGGACAUUUCGGAACUGGCCGGGUACACAUCCAGAGUCUACAGCCUCAUCUCCACCCUCCACAGGGUUCACGCAAAUGCAUACUACCCUCCGCGGGACUCUGGUGCGGAACUAUACUCCUUGGCCGACGUUCAGGGAACCGUCCACAAUGGUUUCGAUGGCGUGCGCCUCGAGCAGGUUCCUAUCGUUGCCCCAUCCCUCUAUCCCCGCGGCGGUGACGAGCUUCUGGAGUCGCUGUCGUUUGUCGUGCACUCUGGAGACCAUCUCCUGAUCUCUGGACCCAAUGGCGCCGGCAAGUCCGCCAUUGCGCGGGUUGCUGCCGGGGUGUGGCCGGUGUAUCGUGGCUUGGUCAGUCGGCCACGGGGUUUCGGGCUCGAUGGCAUCAUGUUCCUGCCUCAGCGGCCGUAUCUUAGCGUUGGAACCCUGCGGGAUCAAGUCAUCUACCCCCACUCGGAGAUCGACAUGCGCGAGGCGGGAGUAUCGGACGCUAUGCUGCAAAAGGUUCUGGAUGAUGCCCACUUGGGCUACCUUCCCUCGCGGGAGGGCGGCUGGGACUCGCGGAAAGAGUGGAAGGAUGUAUUGAGCGGUGGAGAGAAACAGCGCAUGGCCAUGGCUCGCAUCUACUACCACGAGCCGCGGUACGCGUUCCUUGACGAGGGGACCUCUGCGGUCUCGUCCGACGUGGAGGGUCUGCUGUAUGAUCGAGCAAAAGAGCGGGGGAUCACGGUCAUUACGAUCUCCACGCGCGCGUCGUUGAAGAAGUACCACACCUAUAGCUUGAACAUCAGCAUUGGCGCGGAGGGAGGACAGUGGGAGCUGGAGAGGAUUGGCACCGCCAAGGAGAAGCUGGGAGUCGAGAAGGAGAUCCAGGAGAUCCGCAAGCGAUUGGACAAGGUAGAGGAGUGGAAACGGCGGCGUGAGGAGAUUGAGGAGGAGUUGCGCAAAGUCUGGGUGGAAGAGGGGGAACUUGCUCCUCCACCUUAUGAGGCCGGCUCUGAAGCUAUAGAAGCUCAGGUAGACCUGCCUACCAAAAUGGUUGACAUCAAAAUGGAAGGCGAAGAUCCCGGGGCGAUUGUCAUCCCGAUUGACUCGACAUACAGCGAUGGGGAUCGCGCUGGCUGGCCGACGGGGGACCGAUUCGACAUGCCCGACGACAGCUACUAUCGGCGCAAGAUUGCGAAGCUGUGGGCGCAGAAGGCGGGCUUUUAUGAACCUGGAAAGGAAUACAUCCUGGAUACUUUACCAGACGGAUAUGCGAUCUUUGACAGACCGCGCGGAACAGAUCCUGAUAUCGUGAGUUGCACGACCGAGGAGUUGGCCGGCCUCGUGGACGACCUCCAGGCUCGGGCACGCGCACGUCGUCCGGCACCAGCACCCCGAUCAAGCCGCGAGGGCACCCCGGACGUGUUCAAAGCCGCGGUCAUCAAACUCCGCGCGAAGGGCCAGCUCGACGAAAAGAUUACGGAGCCUGUCAGCAUGGACUGGCGCGCCGAGCGCACGCCGCUCCGCGAAUACCUGGAGAAGCUCAACAUGCUCCCGUCGUUUGUGCCGCGCACGGGCGAGCUGGUGCUGUGGACGACGGAGUACGAGGGGAAGCUCGCGUGGAACCCGGAGGCGGGGCAGGUCCAGAUCUACCGACACAAGGAAUGGCACGGGGCUCCCGAAUGGCGCGCGGGCGUCUGCAUCCGGCCGUUCGGCGCGUACGAGCAUUUCCUGCAGGGGGUGCCACGGGAGGAAAUGCAUCCGUCCAUCGAGAAUGCCCUGACCGUCAUGGCUUCGUUCAGCGUGUUGGAGAAAUACCGCUUUCGGGGCACGUGGCCUGAUGCCGCGAUCUACUGUCGUGGGAUCUUUCUGGGGGCGGAAUUCCUGGCGGUCGGCGACGCGGUGCGGCUCAAACCGUCGGGGUGCGAUGCAGAUACAGUCGGUCCUGCGACAGCACUCACUCCCAACGUGAUGGUCAUCCACGAGAUCCGCCUCGAGCUGAAGAAGUGUGACGCCGACCCGCGAUCCAGACAACUGGCUGAGACGUACCAGGUGCGCAUCCAGGGCAAAGUGUACACGAACGACCGCGAGCGCGCCGCAGCACUCCUACAACGGAGCUCAAACUCCCCGCAACCCCCACCAAAGCCCCUCACCUCGGACGAGAUCGCGAGCACCUUCCACUACGUCGGCAUGAGCGGCUACGGCGAGUGGUACCCGCUCCACUCCGGCGCCCUAGUCAAUGUCUCCCAAGACAUGAUCCUGGGCCGCUGCUACGAGCCCGACGCGAUGCAGCUGCUAUUCCGCUCGCCGGCGCUCCACUACGAUCUGCACGGGGUGCUGCGCGGCCGGGCGUACUCGCGGGCGACCGACGAGCGCAUCCGCCCCGGCAAGCGGUGGUUCUGGGGCGAUUUCCGCACGCAGACGCUGGCACUCGACACGCUCAACGGCGAGGACGUGGGCCACUACAGCGACGUGCGCGACGUCAAGAUGUGGCGGGCCAAUUUAAGGGUGAUCGACGGCACGGCCAGGGCGGCGGACUUCCGCGACGCGAAGAUCCCCGGCGACGUCGGGCGGCCGUCGACCAAGACGGCGUCGAACUUCGCGAAGGUCGGCAAGCUCAGUAAGCUGGUGAGCACGGGGUUGGGGGCGGUGGACGGCAGUGCGCCGGCGAGUUCGGCAGAGGAUGGCGAUGGCGAUGGCGAUAGCGAUGGUGCUGUCUCUGGCGGGGAGAGUGAGUCCGAGGAGGAAGAGUAUACGCUACGGAUCGAUCAGUUGCGGGGUGGGACUGAGGAGACUGAAGGAGGGGACUACGUUCCAGGACCGGGCACCACCGAGCAGGAACCGCAGAACAAACGAGCGCGCAUGAUGGAAAUGAUGUAG